CCAGCCAGAUAUCAACACAUUAUAAAUUGUGAGCAAACUUAGUUGCCAAGUUAACUUUAUAGUAUUGAGAAAUUGCAGGAAUAUAUUAGAAAACGAAAUCUAGAGAAGAUUAAUUUUCGAUUGAAUGCAUCGAAGCCACUGCAUGCCGAUAGCAAUGAGUUUAACUGUUUGGAUAUACUUUUUACUUACGAUGUAUAAUUACUUUAAUAUCAUUACUGCACUUGAUUCAGCACAUGAAACCGCUAUUCCAACCAAAAUCAGCAAAAUUGAUACAUAUGGACAGGAAAGUAGUUUCCAUGAAGAGACGAAUACAAAACCGCGUGAAAUUCAAAGGGCAAUUUGUACGGUGAAAACUGGUGAAGUUGAAGCCAAGGCGGAAGCAGUUACUUCAAAUACCUUAAAGGGCGUUUGCGAGUCAACGAAAAUGGAUUUGGCUUUUAAAAAUUUGGAAGUACAAUUAAAAAAGGAACUUCAAGAAAUAAAAUCUCUUAUAUUACAAAUUUUUUCCACCUCAAAAAGAGUGCUGAAAAUUAACGAUGUAUUUGAUAAAGAGUCCAAUAAUGUUGAAGCAACAACUACAAAAAUGCAUGUUACUGAAGAGAAAGAGGAAAAGAAAUUGCCGAUUGUUGAUAAACAAAAAGUUUUUUUAAGGGAAGAAGAAAUUUCCAAAUUAAACAACACAAUUGUAGCAGAUAAAGAUUUUAAAGUUUUUACUUAUUAUUGGAGAGUUGAUAACUUUACCAAUCAAAUUGAAUCGGAUGGUUCAACUCUCGAAAGCCCUAUAUUUUCAAUUAAAGGCAAACCAAUGCAUAUUAAAGCAAUUUUUAAGCAUUUGCGUCGAGAUUUUUUGUAUAUACAGUUGGAAUAUACAAAACUUAAAACUAAGAUUCAUAACAACAUAAUUCUCGACACAGAUGGUCUCUUUAAAAAAAUUAAUUAUACAAAGGAUUUAUUUAGACAUAAAAUUUCAAUUAUUGAUCAAACCAAUAACCACAAUAAGGAUUUAGUGUCCCAAGAGUUUACUAAUUUGGAAGCUGGAUUUCUCAUACCACAUAGUGCACUUCUCCAAAAUUCCUAUACAAAAAAAGAUUCUAUUCUUAUACAGAUCACUUUAUAUUUAUAAUUAAAAAUCAAUAAAAGUUUAUU
Molecule: messenger RNA, 1146 nt
Organism: Teleopsis dalmanni
Lineage: Eukaryota; Metazoa; Arthropoda; Insecta; Diptera; Diopsidae
Exons: 6
Coding region: 125-1123 (332 amino acids)
Molecular function (GO): protein binding
Source: RefSeq, a predicted model, not a curated record